UGUGGAAUACAGAGCCCGUGAUACGAAGAUGGGUGGGCGCGGGAUAGCUAAACCCUUCAAGCUCUGUAACAGAAGAUUGUUAGCGGAACGGAGUCGACCUUCAUCACCACCUGGAAGAUCCCGAGCCCAUCCUGUUGAUGGCGAACAUCGGGAGCCUUCACUGGUGCAGACUCCUGUGCGUCUGAUAUCACCCGAUUCACUAGAGGCAGGGUCUAAGCAA
This is a messenger RNA of Perkinsus marinus ATCC 50983, 220 nucleotides long. RefSeq lists its product as hypothetical. NCBI's taxonomy places the organism in Eukaryota, Perkinsozoa, Perkinsida, Perkinsidae. The transcript has a single exon. The annotation marks the transcript as partial. The record is from RefSeq and is a predicted model, not a curated record.